This is a messenger RNA of Saprolegnia diclina VS20, 1500 nucleotides long. RefSeq lists its product as hypothetical. The transcript has a single exon. NCBI's taxonomy places the organism in Eukaryota, Oomycota, Saprolegniomycetes, Saprolegniales, Saprolegniaceae. The record is from RefSeq and is a predicted model, not a curated record. Bases 1 to 1494 code for a protein of 497 amino acids.
AUGGUCGACCGCUGGGGCGACUACGACGCGGACGAGCUCCUCACGGGCGCGACCGCCUUUCAUGGCGGUGUCUACGGCAUCGAGGCCAUUGUGCAGGCGCCGACGCGCCAUCGUCCAGGCCAGCACCCGGCAACCACGGGGUCGAUCACGCGCCCGCUGCGACCACGGCCACACCGCGCCGCCACCACGUCCAAGCCCAAGGCGCACGAAGCAUCCCAACAAAGAAUCAGCGCCCAGCUCGUCACUGCCACGCCUGCACCGACCAUGUUUCAGCGCAUUUGCGACACCCACGCGUUGCGGCUCAAGCUCGACAAGCUCUACGCGCUGCCGUACCAAGUGGUGCUCGCGACGACCGCAACGUCCGGAAACAUCGUGUCCAAGGACGCGUGGAGUGCGCUCACGAGGCGCAUUGCGCGGCGCUACAGUUUGAUCGCACUCGACCCAAUCUCGCUCCUCGAGACGCCACCGCGUGUGGGCUACGACGACUUUGUCGAAGCGCUCAACGCGGUCUUGAGCCACUUUGUCUUGAACCCGACGAUCGCAGCGUGCUUGGACGCUGUCACGAACCUCUUUGAUGCCAUCAUCGACGCUGCGACGCUGCAGUGGCGACCUCUCGAGUCGAUCGCGCCGACCAUGGCGCCGCCACUGAGCCUCGCCGCGCUUGCCUUUAGCUCGUCGCGCCGGUCAGGCUCCCGCGAGAUGGCCCGGGAAGCCCAAAUGACGCAAGAAGAGAACCUCAAGCGCAAGCUGCGGCUGCGCAAGUACCUCAGCGUGCCCAACCCGCUGGCGACGGUCCUUCCGGACGAAGCAGAGUCGUUUGUAUCAAGUCCGCGGACGCUUUUGCUCGACUCACGCCAAGGCAGUCGGUCGCACCUCGUCUCGCCGUCGGCUCAGUUGCAGCCGGUCCCCAAGCGCGGUCGGCAGCUACCGACGACCAACGACGGUGCGAUCGUGUUUGAAAAACCAAUGACAGCCGUCGUGCGUGACGAGCUACCGCCACUGACCGAUCCCAUGGUGCUUGUCUGCGCCGACUGCCUCGUCAACGAAGCGCUCUAUUGGUGUUCCCCGUGCUUUUCCAUCUUUUGCGUCACGUGUUGGCCCCACCGCCACCAAGCGGCGCCGCCGAUCGCACUGGACGCAUUUCCGCACCAGUGCGCCAUCGUGCAGUCCAAGUCGCUUGCCUCCCUCGGGCCGCCGCUGCCGUUGCUAGGCCAGCGCACCGUCGUCAUGCACCCAAGCGCGCACGCCAAGCCAAUGAAGUCGACCCGCCACAAGCCGCUCGCUGCCUCCACGAGCUGCGUCGAGCUCCGUGUCACAAGCUCCAUCCAGUACCUUCCGCCUGUUGUUGUGCGAGAACCGUCGACCAACAACAGCGAGCCCCCCGUCGCACCGCCCGUCGUUGUCAUUUCCAAAGCAUUGAACAAGGUUCAAAAAUCAAAGCCCGUGGCACUGGCUAGCUAUCUCGAUGCAAGAGGGGCCAUCGUCGACGAUUAGGGUCGU